Molecule: messenger RNA, 6319 nt
Organism: Chanos chanos (milkfish)
Lineage: Eukaryota; Metazoa; Chordata; Actinopteri; Gonorynchiformes; Chanidae
Gene: arhgap46b
Product: Rho GTPase activating protein 46b
Exons: 10
Coding region: 57-3254 (1065 amino acids)
Biological process (GO): signal transduction
Cellular component (GO): cytoplasm; cytoskeleton
Molecular function (GO): protein binding; GTPase activator activity
Source: RefSeq, a predicted model, not a curated record
UCACUGUACAAGUGUAGACUUACUUCCACUUCUACUCGUUGCAUUCAUACAAUGUGAUGAAAAUGGCUGAAACAAGAUCUGAUUGGGUGGAGAUUUUGGAGCCUCGCUCUAACGAGCGAAUGUAUGUGAACCUAACCACAGGUGAAUGUGGAUGGGCCCCGCCUACAGGCGUGCCUGUGCGUCGCUGUGACGGGAACCAGUGGUGGGAGCUUUUUGAUGCUAACAACAACAGAUUCUACUACUACAACUGUACCAGCCAGCAAACAGUGUGGCAUCGACCGCAGGGUUGUGACAUCAUACCCCUCGCUCAGCUCCAGGCCAUGAAGAGGACCUCAGAGUCAGAGCUAAGGGGCCCUGGGAGAGCCCCAAGGGGUUCUGAAUCCAGGGAGGAAUGUGGAACGCCUCUGUCAGGAAACGGGGGCGUGGUUUAUUCUCGGUCCCUCUCGCAGGAGGUGGAGUCUAGUGGGAGGGAGACUCCCUCUAAAGGAUGUACCAGCAGUCUGGAAAGUAGAAGAGAACAUAGCAGGGAAACUGCCCAAAGAUGGCAGCCAGCUCCUGGUUCAAAGGCCGCUAUGUUAGUCAAAGUCAACAGCAUUGGCAAAAGCCAAUCCGGCAGCAGUACAACUAGUGCCCUCCUACACAUGAACCUGCCCACUCCCUCUGCCACCAAACCUGCAUUCCUACCCCAACUCCAUAAUACCAUGCCUGUUCCUGGUGACGCCAAACAAGCCCUUCAGCUUAAGAAAUCCAGUAAUAAUAAUGUCUGUCUAGUGAUGCCCAAUUCCAGUGGACCCUCUUCCCAGCGUUCUAUGGGAGGCGCCAGUCGCCCAUCUUCCCCUCAGUACGGCUCUACUGCCCCAAUCUAUGAUGAACCGCCUCUAGAUACACCCAUUUACGAUGAGCCUCCAAUGGAGAUGGAAGUAGAAGCUGCUCACCUACUAAACAGGGGAUCUACAUCAUCCUAUACCGCCCAGAAAGGGAUGACGACCCAGCCAGGGCAUCCUCAGCCCCCCAAACUUCUCCAGUACCCCCUCAUCAAGCACAAACGCAACCCUUCUGCAAGCGAAUACAGCCCCGCGGGUCGCGAGUGCAUCAAACACAUGGUCAACGUGGACCCAUCCGCGUCUAGGCCCAACACUCAGCCUUCCAGCCCCAUUGAAGGAGCUCCCAGUAUGGGUAGCUCUCAAAUCCAGCCUCAGGCUGUAGGGGCAGCUCAGGCCAAAGCUCCGCUUCUGGAGAAAAAGCAGUCGUGGCGUGGACUGGAAGGAAGACACAGUCGACAAAGCAGCUUGGCAUCUCAGGAGUACCCUGGACCAGCCGCCGUCACCUAUCAGGAUUCGGGUUACUCCACAGGGCCCUCCCCCAGUCUCAGAAGGAAGAACCGACGGAGGGCGGUGGGUCCGAGCUCAGGUCCAGGUGCGGGGAGCGUUCAAGGGGGACGUCCCGGUUCCAUCGGGAGCAGCGGAGAGCUGAACGCUCUGAACGAGAAGUUGAUGGCGGAGAUGAGAGCGGUGGUCAAUCGUUCAAACACUCUCCACGGCAGCAAGGCCAGCCUCGAUACGGAGAUGAGCUCUGACGUCACCACAAGCAACCGCUCCCUGUACCACCCGGGCAGUAACCAUGGAGAUGGCUCUUCAGCAAUGGAAGGGGGUGGGGUGAGGCAGAAAAGGACAUAUGAGAAAGUGGACUCAUUGGAGAAGAGUGUAACAUCACAAAUGAGCUUGUCCUUACCUGAGCCUACUGUCUCAACCUCACAGGCAGGAACACUGGACUCUCAGGCCCAGCUGGUGGGCAUCUCUCUGCCUGAUGGCAGCAAUGGGCAUCCUGACACCCUUGGCUCUCACAACAGCGCUGUCGCCACGGGCAACAAUAACAACACCCUUAGAAGCGGGGGCGCCAGUUUUGGCUCAGGUUCGGUCCAAGGCGUUGGGGGUUAUCAGUACCCUUAUGCCACCCUGGGUAAACCUCCACCUGAAUCUAACAUGGUAGACUGGGCCAGCAAGAAUCUGAACCUCCACACUCAAGGCUUGUUCCGUCGGCGUGUUUCCAUCGCCAACAUGCUGACCUGGAACCGCGGUUCCAUUAAAAAGCCCAUGUUGAUUACCAACGAUCGGGUGGUCAAGAAAGAAGCCUGUGAGAUGUUUAAACUGGUCCAGGUGUAUAUGUGGGAUCGCGUGGCCCGUUUGGACCGGCGGCAUGCCGCGUUGCUAGUGGUUACCAAGUGUUGGAAUACUCAGGGCCUCAGGGACGAGCUGUACGUGCAGUUGGUCAGACAGACUACUGGAAAUAUGAGUUUACGGAGUCUGGCAGCAGGCUGGGAGCUCAUGGCUAUUAGCCUGGCCUUUUUCUCACCGUCUCCCAAAUUCAGACGCUACUUGGAGGGCUACAUACAGAGACACCUGGAGCAGAGUAACGAUAAAAAGAUAAUGCAGCAGAUUAUAGAGCAACAGGACAUGAAGAACAAGAAGAACUCAAAGUCCAGGAAGAAACGGAAGCAGAACAAUGAGGAGGAGGAGGAGGAGGGUCUCCCAAUCAGCACUUAUGCAAAAUACUGCUAUAGGAAGCUCCAAAAGGUGGCUGUUACCGGAGGCAAGAAGGGUCUGAGGAAGCCAACGCUGGAGGAGAUCGAUCACAGUCGGAAUGCUAUCAUCACGCCCUCGCUUUUCGGCAGUGCUCUCGAAGAAAUUAUGGAACGACAGAGCGAGCUUUUUCCUAACCGGAAGCUUCCGUGGGUGCAGGUGCAGCUUUCCCAGUAUGUUCUGGCCCUAGGUGGUGCACAGACAGAAGGCAUCUUCAGGGUGCCAGGUGACAUUGAUGAGGUUAACGCCCUCAAACUGCAGGUGGACCAGUGGAAUAUUCCAGAAAACCUCUCUGAUCCAAAUGUUCCAGCGUCUUUGCUGAAGCUGUGGUAUAGAGAGCUGGAGGAGCCGGUCAUUCCUCAGAACUUCUAUAAGCAGUGCAUUAGCCACUACGAGGAUCCAGAGGCAGCCAUCAACGUAGUCCAGUCUCUGCCAGAGCUCAACAGACUGGUCCUCUACUAUUUCAUCCACUUCUUACAGGUUUUUGCUCAGCCAGUGAACGUGAGUAAGACCAAAAUGGACGUGAAUAACUUGGCAAUGGUGAUGGCUCCAAACUGUCUCCGCUGUCAGUCCGAUGACCCACGAAUCAUAUUUGAAAACACACGCAAGGAGAUGUCUUUCCUCCGUAUGCUCAUCGUUCAUCUGGACACCAGCUUCAUCAAAGACAUCAUCUGAAUCCUCGGCCUUAACUUUUAACCCUUCCUAUACCAUUUGGCAUAAUUAUCUCAACAGUUAUUGUCUUCUCUCUCGCUCUGUAUCUCUCUCUCUCUCUCUCUCUCUCCCUUUUCGCAUUGUUUCACAGCUCAGGACUUCAGUUCUUUCACCUACUGAUAUCUAUGUGACUAAAGUGAAUGGCAGGACAGAGAUAUAUGGGAUACAUGGAACCCUAAAUGAGAACAAGUUCAAUGUUCAGCUUCAGUGAAUACACUGACUUAAGUUCUCAGUGCAGAUGUUACCUCUUGGGGGAUACUGCAGAGUUCUCUCCUUCAAUUACUACUGCUCACUAGUCCUGUGACAACCUCCAUUUUACAUUUUCAACACCCCAUAACCUGAACUUUCAGCUCUGACCCCUAAUGUUUGUGCCAGAAGAUAGAGAAGCCCCCUGACCGCCAAAAACAGGUCACUGAGUUUCUGACUUCUGUUCUCUGGCUGAACCCAUGUGAGAGAGGAGGACUUUCAAAGGCCAACUGUGUACGUGCAUUCUCCAUUCUCGGGAGAAACUCGUGAGAAAUCCAGAAAAAAAAAACAGUCAAUUUUUUUGGGGACAUCCAGGAGAGAAUUUGGAGCUAUUCUGGAGAUUUGUGGAGAAAUUUGGAGAAACUGUUGAGUAACUGCUGACGAAACAGGCGUGACUUCCAGUACACUCACAACAGCUCAGAGUACUGAUCUGCACCAAAACAAGAGCAGGGAAGUGAGUGAUAAAAACAGGACUGAAAAGCAAAGAGGAAGGAGAACAUAAUCUGUGUUUCUGUUUUUUGCUUAUAAACAGAAAAAAACUAAUCUUAUUGUUAACCAGCAUAUGCAGACAAUGAUCCUAAAAAUAUUCUUAUUUAAUUUGGAAUGGGUGUUUUUAUCUUUUAUUUUGUUUUUAUUUAACAGCUUUAAUGUCUAAGCUAAAAUGUGGGAUGAGAAAGAAGAGGAUUCAAAUGUUUUUAUCUGUCUACAAGACUCCAGAGCAACUUCAGCUAGCUCUUUAGUUGUCUGGUUAAAAUUAUAAGUAUUUUUAUCACAAAGGAAUGACCUAGAAAUGGAUGCAAAGUGGAGCCAUGAGCGAAGACAGGUCUCCGUGUGUGUUGGUGAGAGAGAGAGAGAGAGUCCAGAUAGAGCCUAAUAACCAUGAAAAGGCACCAGUGCCUAAUUUCACUCCUCUGAGCUAUUUAUAUGGGAGAGCCCUCAUUCUUCCUCCAACGAGUUAGAUUGUAACUUUGUUUUUGAAUGCUCAGCUGUUUGAUUGGAGCUCAUUACAGGAGAAUCAUUCUAAAACAGGUGGACAAGGGCAGGGUUGUACUUAUAACCACACCAAAUGACUGGAACGUAGCAAGAUGAAUCACGCUAACUCUACUCACUGAAGUAGAGCAAUCAUACCUUUGGAGAAGCGAGUGAUGGCUGCUAAUUUUAGCUGUCAGCAGGCAGGUCAGGGGAGAGGAAUCUGGGGAGAGCCCUUCCGAACCCUCCAUCAAACGACACUGUUAUGGAUAGAGCACGUUAGCCGAAAGAGAGGCUAGCCAUUAGUCAAAAGGAGCAUCUGUGUUAGUGUGUAAUGGAAGCCAAUGAGUCUCUUACAUGGAGUGGUUAUUUUAAGAAGUUAUUCUCUAACAAGGAUUUUCCUGUUCCCCCAAAACACUGUGUGUCCAUGGAGAGAAAGAGAGGGGAGAGGGAUUUGAAUUCAUUUUUCAGCCUUGUGGUUAAAGGCAUUUGGGCUCUGUUGAUAUAUUUAGCUCUGUCUGUGGUUUAGCAUUUGGGGUUCAGUAGCCCCAAAUGGGCUCUGAGCUGGAGCUGGUGUGUGUGUGUGUGUGAGAGAGAGAAAGUGUUUGUGCAUGUGAGAAUGUGCACAUGUGUAUGUGAAUGUUCACGCACGCUUAACGUUCACUACGUGUUUUCAUGGAUCCCCCUGUUAGCUCUGUGGCCCCCAAAAUGAGAGAGUAGAGUAAUCCAAAAAUGGGCCUUGCAAGAUUAGCUGCCUGUUAACUGCUUUCCUGCUCCACCAAUCUUUCCACAGACGUUUUGUGAUUCCUACUUUUUGAAUUAGCAUGUAACCGCAGUUUGAAACAGUCUCCUGUAUGCACAUGUUCAGACAAACCUUGGCCAAGUUCGGUUCUGCUCGACUGGGCUGGGCUGGGUGGGGAAUAUGUGUGGUGCCAGCAUUAGGUUACUAUGAGAAAAACGCUGACCUGGAUAAUAAACUGUCUUGGCUAGUUUCCAUUGUUGCUGGUUUCCUUCUAGUGUUACUCAGCGGCUGGCCAUUAAUUUUUGUUUUGAGAACUCCGGCUUCAUACACCUGAUGCAACUAAUCAUAGCUGGUGAAUGGCAGAAAAGGGGAAAGUUCAUGCGAGUACAACUGUGACGGCAGCCAUGGGAGGGAAGGAAUAUUGUCUCUGUUAGGGAUGUGUUUUCUUUCCGCUCUCUCUCUCUCUGUCUUUCGCUCUCUCGCCAUCUCAACACACUGUAAAUGAGUUAAUUGUCAAACCAGUUCCUUGGCAGGAAUUUGCUCGUAAUCUUCCUGCGACUUCUUUGCUCACUGCCUGACUCCACGGAUACAUUAAGAUCAUGACAAGGUUCCUGUGUAUAAUUGUGCUCCAGCUGAAACAGCUGUGAGGAUUUGAGGUUUGUUGCUCAGACAAACGUGCUCUUUCGCUCAAGGUCAGAUGGUUAGUUUAAUACAGUUAAUGGUCUGAAUGGUACAGUCAAUCACAGGGGUGAGACCUAAAGUUCUUUAGAGUUGUUCUGAAAGUUGUACAUAUGAUCACAUAUGAAUAACUACACUCCCUUCUCAAUGACAGAGAAAAAUAAGUUUGUUUUUUCAUUUUUGUGUAUAAUUUGAUUUCUGACAAUAUUUUUAUGUCCACUCAAUUUCUCCUGUUUCAUCUGAUUUCUGAUUCUGAGCAGACAGAGACACGUAGUAAACUCAGAUUUCUCCUGGAGAAUGUAGCUCAAAGUGCUUUACAAAAGAUGACAAAUUAUUGUAUACAUAAUAGCAAUGUAAGUUUUGAAAAGCUGUAUAGUGUAACAAGCACUCUGCA